Messenger RNA from Gadus macrocephalus (Pacific cod), 2902 nucleotides. Its product is annotated as phospholipid phosphatase 2-like. Lineage: Eukaryota; Metazoa; Chordata; Actinopteri; Gadiformes; Gadidae. The transcript has 5 exons. Bases 994 to 1704 code for a protein of 236 amino acids. The record is from RefSeq and is a predicted model, not a curated record. Gene Ontology annotation, biological process: phospholipid metabolic process; signal transduction; phospholipid dephosphorylation. Gene Ontology annotation, molecular function: phosphatidate phosphatase activity.
CCUAAGCCCCGCCCACGCACUGGCCCCAAUCCCCACUAGAAGCGUUCCGGACACGUUCCGCCUGACGGCUCAAGACGUGAAUAAUUAUAAUAUAUGAAUUGUAAAAAAAAGAUUCUGAUUAGAACGAUUCAUACCUUCAUUAUAAUAUUAUUCACGAGUUAUAAUCGACCCCUACAUAAUGUAUAUGCAUCAAUAUUAUAACACAUUAAAUACGGUAUGAUUUCUAGAUGUCAUGGCAUCGUCGCCGUCCCCUCGCGACACUGGACUUGGGAUUAGAGAAUAUAUGAGGCAUCGACGCAGACUUUCAUUUGUUCUUUGCAACUGAUUAGUUAUUGAUACCAUAGAUAGACUGUAUAAUAUUGCAAUUCCCUGUGAAAUGCAGAGGGGUCGAUGUGAGCUCAUGAAUAUUCAUGAGCAAAUGCAAACUGAUUGGCCGUAGGAGAAUUCUGAGACACGGCUGCGAACCGGCGACCUUCAAAGAUAGAAGAGGCGAGUAUCGUAAACUAUGUGCCGGUCUGGAGACGGUUGCGUGCCGUGCCGGUGCCGUAUCCAGUGGAAUAGCAUACAUUGACUAUAAUGGUUUCUAUUGUCUUCGGCGAUCGUUUUACUGCCGUGACGGUUCUGGUGGAAAUUGGCCUUACGGCCACGAUGGGGACGCGGCAAGCUGGCAGGAAGUGGCUAAGAAUACGCACACACGCUAAUCUGGCGGUCCCGAGGAGAGUCCCUUGUGUGGUCGUACAAUACGUAUAGACGCUGAUAUCAGUCAUCGUAUGAUCAGAUCCGGACGUUCUAAAGAGGACCUCGGUAACCAUGGGGACACCAGCCUGUUGAACCCACUGGGACGGAAGGCGUUUCUUCUUAUUACACAUUAAGAGAAAGUUAAUUUAGAUCCUGCCCGAGCUUUUAUUAAGUGAGUGCUGCCUGCAGGGCUGAACGUCACCUGCUCCUCGGUCAUCGUAAGCCCCGCCCACACUGACCCUCAUCACCUGCCCAAUGGUCAUCGGAAGCCCCGCCCACACACUGACCCGCAUCACCUGCUCCAUGGUCAUCAUCAUGUCGGGUGAGGCCUACCUGGUGUACGCCAAGCGGCUGUACUCCAACUCCCCGUUCAACCAGUACCUGGCGGCGCUCUACAAGGUGGUGGGCACCUUCCUGUUCGGCGCCGCUGUCAGCCAAUCACUGACGGACAUGGCCAAGUUCACCAUCGGCCGGCCCAGACCCAACUUCCUGUCUGUGUGCGCGCCGGUGACCUGCAACGGCUACUUGCCCGUGAUCAACUGCACGGGCGUGCACCGCAACGUGACCGAGUCCAGGUUAUCUUUCUACUCUGGCCAUUCGUCCUUUGGGAUGUACUGCAUGCUGUUCCUGUCGCUGUACGUGCAGGCCCGGAUGCAGGGCAAGUGGACCCGUCUGGUGCGGCCCACCAUCCAGUUCUUCCUGGUGGCCUUCUCCCUGUUCGUGGGCUACACCCGCGUGUCCGACUACAAACACCACUGGAGCGACGUGGUGGUGGGCCUCCUGCAGGGGGCGCUGAUCGCUUGCCUCACCGUGCGCUACGUCUCUGACUUCUUCAAGCAGCGCUGUGCCCCCCCCCUGGAGGACCACGUGUCCGAGGAGCAGAACAUGGAGCGCAAGCCCAGCCCGCCGGCCCCCGACGGCCCCCACGGCAAUCACACCCGCUACAACUGUUCCGGGACGGUUUGAGCACCACCUCCUCCACCUCCUCCACCUCCUCCACCUCCAUCAGCACCACUGCCACACAGUACCCACCGCUGCCUCCGUCGGCACAGCUCCGGCUCACGGCCUGUGGAGAUAGCAGAGGCCGGAAGCCCCACACAGCCCGCUCUGGCCGCAAUUUUGUGGUUGAGGUUGUUUUGUUGUUAUUUGUACCGCAUUGUACCCUGUGACUAACACGGCCCGCCAUUUCAAAACACACGAGUGGGGGGAAAUGAGUGGAACAGGAUAUGCGGGCGACUGCAACACUUCUAUCACAUGAAUAUGAAAAUCACAACGACGACAGAUCACUGUCGAGGCCGUACAGACUAACCCCCUGAACUUCAUGAUGGGAAACCCUAUGUGUUCAUCUCCUGGUCGAGCCAAAGUUUAGAGAGUGUGUGUGUGUGUGUGUGUGUGUGUGUGUGUGUGUGUGUGUGUGUGUGUGUGUGUGUGUGUGUGUGUGUGUGUGUGUGUGUGUGUGUGUGUGUGUGUGUGUGUGUGUGUGUGUGUGUGUGUGUGUGUGUGUGUGCUCGCACAGUAUUGUGGUAUUUAUAUAGUGUUUCGUUUUAAGUCAAACUCUUGCAGUCUUUAUUUGCUGGCUGCCAAUACACUUUUUGUGUUCUGUUGAUAUAAAAGGGGGCAACUAGAUAUUAGUUUUUGUCCUUGAAUGGAGUUAACCAUGCGAUAUGAAAGUGUUAUUUUGUUGCUCGUUUGGGUCAACAUAGUUUUUAGUUAUUUAGUUUCCCCUACAGAGAACGGUUUGUACACUGGAGAUGUCCCCGGGCUGAGUUCCCCAUCUCUUAACCUUUUCAAAGAAAUGGUUUGGUAUUAUCUGACUGAUUUAGACGUCUCUAACCACCAUAUAUAUCUAUAAUACUAACUUUUUGUUUUUUUCAAAUGUCUAUUGAUUAGUUUAAUUUGUCAAUACACUAUUGCGGGAACAAGUUCAGCUUUCAAAUUUGAUGUUUUUUUUAUAUAUAUAUCUUGGUAUGUGUAAUCAAAUGUUUUACAAACGAUCACGUUAUUGCAGUAUCUACAAAAAUGAUUUACUUCACUAAAUCAGUCGAAUAUUUUUUUUCAUUUUGUAUGGCUUACUGUAACACUGCAUUACUAAUGUUUUUGGGCUCGACGUCGCAGCUGUUAUUUCCCAGGUGAUGUGAUAAAGAUGUAAUUUUAACUUUUUAAA